AAGUUACGUUAGAACAAAAUUAAGAUAUAUUGUUUUUGUUUUUUCCCCCUCUAUUACGCUUUUUUGUUAUUUAGCUUGGAAAAGGAGCUCAUUUGCAGAUUUGGGGGUUUUGUUUUGUCAAAAAGAAAUUCGGCUGGCCAUGAACGGUCUGGACCGCGUGCCUUCCGGAACCAAUUAAAGACCCUCUCGUAGCGAUCGUGCCAACUCGAACAUGCGCAGUCGCCGCUCGUUCGUAGGACUUCUGAUUCGUGUUGAGAGAGACCGCGAAAGUCUGCGAAAACACCCUGAAGUUGUCAGACAAAAAUACUAAAAGGUAAAUUUGCUGUCGGUGUAGGUGAAGACUCAGAGGGUGAGCACGAAAAAGAUAAAGCUCAGAACAUUUGUUUGCUGUUAACCUGCUACGUCUUUAACCCGGGCUGAGUGGAAAUGGCAGAGCAGCAGCAGCAGGAGGAGGAGGAGGAGCAGCAGGCGUUAUCCGUGCUGGAGACGCCGGUGUCUGGCCCAUCCCGGACGGGGCGUGCGGUGAAUCUAGCUCGGCUGCUUCACCACGAGUGCACGGAGCUGCUGCGGCUUUACAAAAACAGGGAGACCUUUCUAUUGGACCACACCCCUGAUGGCUCACGCAUCGUGUCCCCGUCCCCCCCAGAGGGGGAGCCCCGCGCAGCGAGGCAGGUGCAGCUCCUGCACUCGGCACUGCGGCAGUGCCUGGGUCUGCUGCACUGUGUCAUCCAGAAGGAGGAGGAGGAGUGGGGCAAGCUGGAGGAAGACUACGAGUCCAUGAAGAAGAACGUCCGAGUGAGACUGGAGGAUUUGCUCUACACAACCAAGAAUCUGGUGGAAAAUGAAGACGGGACCCUAGAAGUUACCCCGGAUCACCAGUGUACUGAGGAAGUGGACGGUGCCGGUGGGGUUUUUGGCCUAAAAAUGUGGAUCUACCGUGUUCUGGUGGAGCUGGCCCACUGGUCCCACCACGCUGUGCAGACCCUCCACGUCCUGCACAAACAAACACAAGGAGUCGAAAAGGAGGUUUAAAUUGGUUUGGCUUUAACCACACCAAUCAAUGAAUUGCAAUACUAACAGCCCUUUUAAUGUACUCUACAGUAAACAUGAAUCUUAGCCCGGCCUAUACUCUGAACACUGUGUGAAAAUACUAAAUGCACUGCCCAACACUAAGCUUUCAUCGACCCACAUUAGGAGCUUUUCCCACACUGGUAUUCCCACAACUACGUGCUAGAUUGACCUCUGUUUUUGCUGGAGUUCUAGUGGGUUUGUUGAAUUCAGUGCAAAGGUAAAUGUGUUACGUUUCAAUUGUAUUCUGUUUGUAAUUUAUUGAAGUACCUCUGAAAACAUUGUAGCUGCUACUAAUAACACUCCAAAAUGUACUAACUGCUAGAUAAACACCAAAGUAAUCCACUGUGAUUAACGUGCAGCCGGAUCUGUAUUCACUGUUGAGCAGCUCUCCUCAGAGUCCGCGCUCCACGCCUUCAUCGUGAGAACGGUUUGGAGACAGAAGCAUCGUGCUGCUCUUUUUGCCAAUAUUGCUCCUGAUGGUAUACUUGAAGCUGAACUUCUCUGCCUGUUUCAACCGUUAAGACCAAUUCUGUUGUGUGCCCCCUCCCCCCAAAAACCAGGAAAUGGCUCAAGAACUACUGCAUAACAUUUUAUAGUGGAAUUGUAUGGUCUGAGACAAAAAAAAGUAUUAAACACUUUGAGCUACAAGCCCUUCUCUGUGGCAUGAAUGAGGUCUGACUUUAUGACAUGAGUUUUUAAAUAAACUGUGUACUUUGUUUGUGAGAGUUGACUUGAUGCGUGUUGGAGAACGAAAUACCUUAUUGGUCCUUAAUGGAAGAACGUUCAUCUCCCUUAAGAGCCCCG
Molecule: messenger RNA, 1875 nt
Organism: Oryzias latipes (Japanese medaka)
Lineage: Eukaryota; Metazoa; Chordata; Actinopteri; Beloniformes; Adrianichthyidae
Source: RefSeq, a predicted model, not a curated record